Messenger RNA from Miscanthus lutarioriparius, 2436 nucleotides. NCBI's taxonomy places the organism in Eukaryota, Viridiplantae, Streptophyta, Magnoliopsida, Poales, Poaceae. The record is from the annotation of a GenBank genome assembly.
AUGCACGGCAACGACAACUGGAUCAACAGCUACCUCGACGCCAUCCUCGAUGCCGGCAAGGGCGCCGCGGCCGCGGGCGCCGGCGCCGGCGCAGGCGCCAGGGGCCGGGGCGGAGGCGGGGACCGGCCCUCGCUGCUGCUCCGCGAGCGCGGCCACUUCUCCCCCGCGCGCUACUUCGUCGAGGAGGUCAUCACCGGCUACGACGAGACCGACCUCUACAAGACCUGGCUCCGGGCGAACGCGAUGCGGAGCCCGCAGGAGAAGAACACGCGGCUGGAGAACAUGACCUGGAGGAUCUGGAACGUCGCCAGGAAGAAGAAGGAGUUUGAGAAAGAGGAAGCCAACCGCUUGUCCAAACGCCGUCUAGAGACUGAGAAGCCACGGAAUGAUGCUACUGCAGAAAUGUCUGAAGAUCUUUUUGAAGGAGUGAAGGGAGAAGAUGCUGGUGAUCCAUCUGUUGCCUACGGUGACAGCACAACUGGGAACACACCUAGGAUCAGUUCAUUUGACAAGCUAUACAUAGUGUUAAUCAGUCUUCAUGGCCUGAUACGUGGAGAGAAUAUGGAGCUUGGCCGUGAUUCAGAUACUGGUGGCCAGGUCAAAUAUGUCGUGGAACUUGCUAAAGCAUUAAGUUCAUGUCCUGGAGUUUACCGGGUUGAUCUAUUGACAAGACAAAUCUUAGCCCCAAAUUUCGAUCGUGGCUAUGGUGAACCAGAUGAGAUGCUGGCUUCGACAAGUUUCAAGAACUUUAAAUGCGAACGAGGAGAGAACAGUGGUGCACAUAUCAUCAGAAUACCAUUUGGCCCCAAAGACAAGCAUCUAGCUAAAGAAAAUAUCUGGCCUUUCAUUCAAGAAUUUGUUGAUGGUGCGCUAGGUCAUAUUGUGCGCAUGUCAAAAACUAUAGGCGAAGAAACUGGCAGUGUGUGUCCAGUGUGGCCUGCUGUGAUUCAUGGCCAUUAUGCCAGUGCAGGAGUUGCUGCUGCUCUACUAUCUGGAGCACUUAAUGUUCCCAUGGUGUUUACCGGGCAUUUUCUUGGGAAAGAUAAGCUGGAAGGGCUUCUCAAGCAAGGGAGACAGACAAGAGAACAAAUAAACGUGACAUACAAAAUAAUGCGCCGAAUUGAGGCAGAGGAGUUGUCUCUUGAUGCAUCUGAAAUAGUUAUUGCAAGCACGAGGCAAGAAAUAGAAGAACAAUGGAACUUGUAUGAUGGUUUUGAAGUAAUGCUUGCGAGGAAGCUCCGUGCGUUAGUCAAGCGUGGUGCCAACUGUUAUGGUCGUUAUAUGCCUCGUAUGGUUAUAAUUCCUCCAGGAGUUGAAUUUGGCCAAUUGAUUCAUGAUUUUGAUAUCUAUGGAGCGAAGAUAACCCAUCUCCAGCCUCUGAGGAUCCAUCUAUUUGGUUUGAGGAAACCUAUGAUUCUGGCUAUUGCCCGUCCAUAUGCUGAAAAGAAUAUUGCAACGCUUGUGAAGGCAUUUGGUGAAUGCCACCCGUUGAGGGAACUUGCUAACCUUACAUUGAUAAUGGGCAACCGUGAGGCUAUUUCCAAAAUGAACAAAAUCAGUGCAGCUGUUUUGACAUCGGUGCUUACAUUGAUUGAUGAAUAUGAUUUAUAUGGUCAAGUGGCAUACCCAAAGCAUCACAAGCACUCUGAAGUUCCUGAUAUUUAUCGUUUAGCAGCAAGAACAAAGGGCGCUUUUGUAAAUGUUGCUUACUUUGAACAAUUUGGUGUCACCUUGAUAGAGGCUGCCAUGCACGGGUUGCCUGUUAUUGCAACAAAACAUGGGGCUCCUGUUGAAAUUCAUCAGUCUAGUGAUGUGCCAAGCAAUUCCCGUGUUAAAUUUGCAUUGGACCAUAACUACCGAUCACAUAUCGAGUAUCGUUGGGGAGGAGAAGGUUUAAGGAAGUACUUAGUUAAGUGGGCUUUUGCAGUAGUAGAAAGAAGGGGGAGAACUGAAAAGCAAAUCAUCUUUGAAGAUUCAGAACACUCUUCAACAUAUUGUCUUGCAUUUAGAGUGGUUAAUCCAAAUCAUUUGCCUCCUUUGAAGGAGCUGCAAAAGUUGAUGAGAAUCCAGUCACUGCGUUGUCAUGCUCUGUAUAACCAUGGCGCCACCAGGCUAUCUGUAAUUCCAAUUCAUGCAUCGCGAUCUCAGGCUCUAAGGUAUUUGUCUAUUUGCUGGGGCAUAGAGUUGCCAGAUGCUGUGGUCAUUGUUGGUGAAACUGGUGAUUCUGAUUACGAGGAACUGUUUGGAGGUCUUCACAAGACAGUCAUCCUUAAGGGUGGAUUCAACACUCCUGCGAAUAGGAUCCAUACGGUCAGAAGGUACCCUUUACAGGAUGUUGUUGCUCUUGAUAGCUCAAAUAUCAUUGCAAUUGAGGGAUUCAGCACUGGUGACAUCAGGUCUGCUAUGCAACAACAGCUUGGUAUACCCACACAAUGA